Messenger RNA from Parasteatoda tepidariorum (common house spider), 1408 nucleotides. RefSeq names its product prostatic acid phosphatase. Lineage: Eukaryota; Metazoa; Arthropoda; Arachnida; Araneae; Theridiidae. Gene Ontology annotation, molecular function: phosphatase activity. The record is from RefSeq and is a predicted model, not a curated record. Gene Ontology annotation, biological process: dephosphorylation.
CAAACUAAUACUAUAAUUUAUAUCAUUUCUUCCCUAUGCCCUCUUUUUACUCAAGAUGGCGGUGAUUCCACGUCCUAUGCUGCGAACUUUUUUGCUGUGCAUAUUUGGAGCUCUUGUAUUGUUUUUCAUAGCCAGAGAUUAUUUACAGUUUAAAACUCCAUUAUCAUAUUUUGCCUCGCGCCAAUUAACAGUUUACUUAAACCCAUCAGCUGCCACCAUACAUAAAAAUGGUACCAAAAGAGAAUUACUCCUUUUACAGAUGCUCUUCAGGCACGGACAUCGAGCACCUUUUAUGCUAUACCCUACAGAUCCAAACAAUGAAACUUUCUGGAAGGAAGGCUUGGGAACCUUGACGCGGCUGGGCCGAGUACAACAUUAUCGACUUGGAAGACAUCUUCAGGACAGAUAUAAAGAUUUCAUAACUACAAAUCCCAAGGAGGUUGAACUUGUGAGUGCAGAAUCUUCGAGGACACAACAUGGCGCUUACUCCUUCCUUGCUGGUUUAUAUUCUCCAAAGGAAGAGUUUCAGUUUACCAAUGAAUUACUCUGGCAACCCAUUAUCAGCAAGAAUUCUGGUAAAUAUAACAAUAUAUUGACAAGGAGCAAAUGCGAAAGACUUGAGAAGGAGUUCAAGGCUUUGAAGAAUUCGAAAUUAGCCAAUGACACGAGAGCUAGGUUUGAAGGUAUCUAUAAAUUUUGGUCUACGAUGUCUGGAAGAGUAAUUGACGAUUGGCAUUUAGCAAAUGAUUUGGGGAAAACGUUUGCUUGCGAGAAAAAAUACAAUUUAACUAUUCCUGAUUGGGCUUAUAAAUACUGGAAAGAGCUGCAAAUUCAAACAGCGCUCAAUUAUUAUUUUCACUAUGGAACAAAGGAAUUACUCAGGUAUCGUAUAGGACCUUUGAUAGGAUUUAUGGUUGAAAAAAUGAAAGACAGAAUAAAAAUGAACAGAGAAAAGCGUGUUUAUAUUUAUUCUGCGCAUGGUAGCUACAUUGCUCAGACCUUGAUGAUCUUAAAUCGCUAUAAUUGGCGUGAACCUCCACCAGCUUCAACGAUGGUUCUCGAAUUGUGGAAAGAAGAAGAUGAUUACACUAUACGAUGGCUUUAUUUCAAUUCAACAAGUCCAGAAAUACAUGUAGAGCCACCCUACAUAAUCCAUUUUGACAUAUGCGGAGAAUUCUGCUCUCUCUCCAAAUUCAUGGCGUACACGGAGCAAUUUAUACCUAAAAACUACACUGCUGAAUGCAACGAUACUAGCAAAGUGUUUAAAUCUUUAGACCUGAUAGCUGAUCCAACAACAGUACUUGGAUCCUGUUCUGGAAAAUUGCAGAUUUCACAUUUCAUUCUUACACUAAUAGUCAGUUAUUAUAGCAUAAAAAGGAUAUUUUAAUAAAUACUUAUUUUACUUUUC